CGCAAAUAUUAUGGGCAUGAUCCGGCCCGAAAAGCAUUCAAGCCCAUAACAAACCCCAGAAAAACCCUAACUUAUAACGCCGCCUCCUCCUUCUCGAUGCAUACAAAGCAAACCGAGAGGGAGAGGAAGGGAGGAAUCAGUUGCAGGAGCAGCAAUGUCGAAGCGAGGGCGUGGAGGAUCGGCAGGUAACAAGUUCAGGAUGUCACUGGGUCUUCCUGUGGCCGCUACAGUCAACUGCGCAGACAAUACUGGAGCCAAGAAUCUUUACAUCAUUUCAGUUAAGGGUAUCAAAGGUAGACUCAACAGAUUGCCUUCUGCUUGUGUUGGUGAUAUGGUUAUGGCUACUGUUAAGAAGGGUAAGCCUGAUCUUCGUAAGAAGGUUAUGCCUGCUGUUAUUGUUAGGCAACGCAAACCUUGGCGCCGAAAGGAUGGUGUUUACAUGUACUUUGAAGAUAAUGCUGGUGUCAUCGUGAAUCCAAAAGGGGAAAUGAAAGGAUCUGCUAUCACAGGCCCCAUCGGAAAGGAAUGUGCUGAUCUCUGGCCUAGAAUUGCAAGUGCCGCGAAUGCUAUCGUUUAAGAGUGUUUGGGUUCUCCGUAUCUUUUAUCUACAAGUCCUAGUGAUUUCGUGUAAUUUUGAUCAAAUAGUUUGUAUUUUGUUAGGUAAUAGUACUUGAAUCUCUUGGGUGCGUUACUUUGGAAGGAUUUAAAUAGUACUGUGCUGAAGAAGAUUUUGUUAUUUUGAUCCAAUGCUUAUGGAAUUUUAUUUAGAGGUUAA
Molecule: messenger RNA, 775 nt
Organism: Amaranthus tricolor (Joseph's coat)
Lineage: Eukaryota; Viridiplantae; Streptophyta; Magnoliopsida; Caryophyllales; Amaranthaceae
Product: 60S ribosomal protein L23
Exons: 3
Coding region: 155-577 (140 amino acids)
Biological process (GO): translation
Cellular component (GO): ribosome; cytosolic large ribosomal subunit
Molecular function (GO): structural constituent of ribosome; large ribosomal subunit rRNA binding
Source: RefSeq, a predicted model, not a curated record